This is a messenger RNA of Acanthoscelides obtectus, 333 nucleotides long. The record is from the annotation of a GenBank genome assembly. NCBI's taxonomy places the organism in Eukaryota, Metazoa, Arthropoda, Insecta, Coleoptera, Chrysomelidae.
GUGUAAGAGUGCUGUUUUUGAAACUGUUGGUUUACUAACAUAAUAUAUUCAGUGAUGUCUAGAGGAAAAUACAUUUUAAAGAUUCUAGAGGAUCAACAAAAAGCAUGUACCACAAGACCAGAAACUAAUCACGAUGGAUCAAUUAGUCCCAUGAGAAGUUUUGGAAAUAAAGAGAGCGAAAAUAUAGACAAUAACCCUAAGACGUUUCCUUGUCUUAAUAUUUGUUCUAAACCUAGCACAAAUAAAAAUGAUGCAGAAUUCAUUAAAAAUCUAACAGCUAAUCCUCGGAUAUCAAUUAUUCCCAGUACCAGUAGAGUCUCCAUCGUCUCAUAA